Mercenaria mercenaria is the source of this 6467-nucleotide messenger RNA. RefSeq names its product thrombospondin-2-like. Bases 37 to 1425 code for a protein of 462 amino acids. The transcript is spliced from 10 exons. Gene Ontology annotation, molecular function: protein binding. The record is from RefSeq and is a predicted model, not a curated record. Lineage: Eukaryota; Metazoa; Mollusca; Bivalvia; Venerida; Veneridae.
ACAAGACACGACUUUUUAAAUCACGACUGAGCUUAGAUGAAACGCGUGAUUAUUCUUUUUGCUGUUUUAGGGCUGGUGUUGUUAAGCUUCGGUAGCACAGAGGCGCUUGAAUGUUUAAACUGCUUAAAUAUCAGUGACCCAAGGGUAUGCAACACUACAAUCACAUGUGGCACGAACGAGGCUUGUUUUCAAGACUCUGUUGUGUUGGGACAACAACUAUCAGUCUCUUUGGGAUGUACAAAUCAAAAGCGCUGUAACAUUGAUUCGAAUGGUGCAGGAGCCAUCAUAGGCCGGGAUGUCACGAAAAGACAAGAUACCCGAUGCCUUGAAUGCUGCGCGUCAGAUCGCUGUAAUGACAUUCUGUGUGCUCGCCGAAAUCCCGCUUUGUGCAUCGAUGAUGAGUCAAUUGAUUGUCCAAGGUUAAACUCUCUGUUUGGAGUAUGUAAUGAUAUACACCAUGCAAAAUCGGUUUGUCCGAAAUUCUGUGGACUUUGUGAUGUUGUGGAUGGUGCUUGGGCAGAAUGGUCAUCUUGGUCUACAUGUGACGUGACUUGUGAGGACGGGACCCAGUCACGGUCAAGAACGUGUACGAACCCGCCACCCGCACAUGGUGGUCUGGACUGUGUAGGCGACAAGAUGGAAACAAAGCAAUGCCACAAACAACUAUGUCCUGUCCACGGGAAAUGGAGUGGGUGGUCUCAGUGGGGUACAUGCUCUACCACUUGUGAUGUCGGUAUCCAAAACCGUCAACGUACCUGUACAAAUCCGGCACCUCAACGGUUUGGCAACCACUGUUUUGGUGUAAACAUUGACAAUCGGCUGUGUAUGCCCAGAGCAUGUUCUAAUGGACAUUGGUCUACAUGGGAAGCAUGGGGAACUUGUAGUGUCACAUGCGGUGGCGGUUUCAAGACACGGACAAGAUCUUGUACAAAUCCUAGACCUUCACUCACCGGUCGAGACUGUGUUGGCGAACCGUUUCAAGCUGGACCUUGUAGCAACAAUGAUUGUCAAGAGAAAAUUUCCAUAUCAUUCUUAGCAACAUUACGAUAUUCCAUCAAUUGUUCAUCACAUCAGAAAGUUAUUUUCGACGUGGUCAAAUUAAAUCAAGGUUCACCAUACAACAGCACCAAUGGGACGUUUAUCGCGUCACGAAAUGGAACUUACCAGUUUAGUGUAGCUCUCUUCACAAAUCCAAACCAUCAUUUCAGCAUCGUGAUUACUAAAAACCGUAUAUCAAACAUCAUAGGAUAUUUAUACGCCGAGAGCGUGAAUCGUUGGCAACUUGCCAGCACAACUAUCCUAGUAAACCUAAAUAUGGGUGACUACGUUUGGGUGUCCUGUCUAACAAAUAGCUCAAUAUUUGGACAGGACACACUUGAUCCAGUACACGUAUAUAAUUCCCAGUUUUCAGGAUUCCUCAUUUGAGAGGAAUAGAUAUAGGCAUUUUAUCAAAGUGUAAAUAUGUAUUCUAUGACAUGCCAUAAUUUUCAUGAUUUUCAUCAAGAUAUAACUUAACAGUUUAAUUUCUAAUCUUGAUUCUUGAUUUUAAGUAGACCAGCUUCAGCUGUCUUGUAAAAUGUUAUUAUGUCUCCCCCAGGAGACAUAUUGUUUUUGCCCUGUCCGUCCGUCCGUCCUUCCGUCCGUCCGUCCGUCCGUACGUCACACUUCAUUUCCGAGCAAUAACUGGAGAAUCAUUUGACCUAGAACCUUCAAACUUCAUAGGGUUGUAGGGCUGCUGGAGUAGACGACCCCUAUUGUUUUUGGGGUCACUCCGUCAAAGGUCAAGGUCACAGGGGCCCGAACAUUGAAAACCAUUUCCGAUCAAUAACUAGAGAACCACUUGACCCAGAAUGUUGAAACUUCAUAGGAUGAUUGGUCAUAAAGAGUAGAUGACCCUAUUGAUUUUGGGGUCACUCCAUCAAAGGUCAAGGUCACAGGGGCCCGAACAUUGAAAACCAUUUCCGAUCAAUAACUAGAGAACCACUUGACCCAGAAUGUUGAAACUUCAUAGGAUGAUUGGUCAUAAAGAGUAGAUGACCCCUAUCGAUUUUGGGGUUACUCCAUUAAACGUCAAGGUCACAGGGGCCCGAACAUUGAAAACCAUUUCCGGUCAGUAACUUGAGAACCACUUGACCCAGAAUGUUGAAACUUCAUAGAAUGAUUGGUCAUGAAGAGUAGAUGACCUCUAUUGAUUUUUGGGUCACUCUGUCAAAGGUCAAGGUCACAGGGGUCUGAACAUGGAAAACAAUUUCCGAUCAAUAACUAGAGAACCACUUGACCCAGAAUGUUGAAACUUCAAAGGAUAAUUAAACAUGCAAAGUAGAUGAUCCCUAUCGAUUUUGGGGUCACUCCAUUAAAGGUCAAGGUCACAGGGGCCUGAACAUUGAAAACUAUUUCCGGUCAGUAACUUGAGAACCACUUAACCCAGAAUGUUAAAACUUCAUAGGAUGAUUGAUCAUGAAGAGUAGAUGACCCCUAAUGAUUUUGGGGUCACUCUGUGAAAGGUCAAGGUCACAGGGGCCUGAACAUUGAAAACCAUUUCCGGUCAGUAACUUGAGAACCACUUGACCCAGAAUGAUGAAACUUCAUAGGAUGAUUGAUCAUGCAGAGUAAAUGACUCCUAACGAUUUUAGGGUGACUUUGUUAAAGGUCAAGGUCACAGGGGCCUGAACAUUGAAAACCAUUUCCGAUCAAUAACUAGAGAACCACUUGACCCAGAAUGUUGAAACUUCAUAGGAUGAUUGGUCAUAAAUAGUAUAUGACCCCUAUUGAUUUUGGGGUCACUCCAUCAAAGGUCAAGGUCACAGGGGCCUGAACAUGGAAAACCAUUUCCGAUCAAUAACUAGAGAACCACUUGACCCAGAAUGUUGAAACUUCAUAGGAUGAUUGUACAUGCAAAAUGAAUGAUCCCUAUCGAUUUUGGGGUCACUCCAUUAAAGGUCAAGGUCACAGGGGCCUGAACAUUGAAAACCAUUUCCGGUCAGUAACUUGAGAACCACUUGACCCAGAAUGAUGAAACUUCAUGGGAUGAUUGAUCAUGCAGAGUAGAUGACCCCUAAUGAUUUUGGGGUCACUCUGUGAAAGGUCAAGGUCACAGGGGCCUGAACAUUGAAAACCAUUUCCGGUCAGUAACUUGAGAACCACUUGACCCAGAAUGAUGAAACUUCAUAGGAUGAUUGGUCAUAAAGAGUAGAUGAUCCCGAACGAUUUUAGGGUGACUUUGUUAAAGGUCAAGGCCACAGGGGCCUGAACAUGGAAAACCAUUUCCAAUCAAUAACUUGAGAACCUCUCGACCCAGAAUGUUGAAACUUCAUAGGAUGAUUGUUCAUGCAGAGUAAAUGACCCCUAUUGUUUUUGGGGUCACUCCGUUAAAGGUCAAGGUCACAGGGGCCUGAACAUUGAUAACCAGUUCCGAUCAAUAACUUGAGAACCACUUGACCCAGAAUGUUGAAACUUCAUAGGAUGAUUGAACAUGCAGAGUAGAUGACCCCUAUUGAUUUUGGGGUCAGUCUAUUAAAGGUCAAGGUCACAGUGGCCUGUUCAUGUAAGGUCAUUUUUUGGAAAUAACUUGAGAACCACUUGACCUACAAUGUUGAAACUUAAUAGGAUGAUUGGACAUGCAGAGUAGAUGACCUCUAUUUAUUUCGAGGUCACUUGAUCAAAGGUCAAGGUCACAGAAGCCUGAACAGUGACUUGAGAACCACUAGGCCAAGAGUGUUGAAAUUUAGCGGGAUGAUUGGACAUGCCAAGUAGAUGAUCCCUAUUGCAGCCAACCAUCAGUGUCUCUUUGACUUUCGCUCCUGACCCCUAUUGACUUCUUGCCUAUAGGACUUUGCAUUGGGGGAGACAUGCGCUUUUUUACAAAAGCAUUUUCUAGUUAUAUUGUGCGAUUGUGUUCAAAUUAUAGAUUCAUUGUAUACGAGGGGUGUUCCAAUAAUAAUGUCAUUUGCCUUUGGUUUGCUAAACUACAAGUGUUUUCGUCAUUUUAAAUUUCUCUGGCCCUCAAAAUACUCUCCACCUGCCUGAAUACACCGUUUGAGUCGCUCAGUCCAACUUUGAAAGCAGAGUUCAUACUCUUUAAUGGGAACACCCAUUAGGUACUGAUAAACUGCAGACCCAAGGGCAUUUCGAGACUUGUAUCUCUUUCCAGACAGUUGGAAUUUGAGUUUUGGAAACAAGAAAAAGUCACAAGGGGCCAGGUCUGGUGAAAAUGGAGGAUGCGGAAGGCCAAUAACUUUUUCUGAUGCCAAAAACUCGGUCACAAGUCUAGCCUUAUGAGCGGGGUCAUUAUCAUGCAAAAGCCGGACGUACUUGAGUCCUGUGCAUGGGCGGCGGCGUUUGUAGCAGGACUUUUAUUUUUUCAGAACAACAUUUUUGUAGAACUUUGCUGUUACCGUUCUGCCUUUUGGUACCGGGAUUUGCAUUACUGGUCCCUUAUUAUCAAAGAAAAUCACAUACAAAACUUUCUUUACCGUGCGCUGUCGCUUGGCAAUACGUGGACGUUUUGCAUUUUUAGUGGCCCAAAUUCUGUUUGAACAUUUCCGCUUUGGCUCAAAAUAGUAUAUCCAUGUCUCUUCACCAGAAACGAGGUUGUCGAACGCUUUUUUGUUAUAUUCGGGAUACAUUUUGAGAAGCUUUUUAGCAUUUGCAACACGGGUUCUCUUCUGUUCGUCUGUUAGCAAAUGGGGUAUCCAUCUUGUAUUUAUUUUCCUGAGUUGAAAAAUACCAUGAACUCGUGCUAAAAAAAUGUUCGUCAACCGUGCUAAAUCCUCACGGUAUAUCGGGCAUCUUUUUUCAACAUAUUACUGAUUUUUUGUAUGUUGCUUUUCGUCGUUGUUGUUGCAGGACGACCUGGACGAGCAGCAUCUUUGACUUGCUGCUGACCGGCUUUAAAUUUGGCAACCCACCUACAAAUAGAUCUGUGAGACAUUUGACCCUCCCGACAAAUGUCGCACACCUCACGAUGAAUAUCCAUAGGCUUUAUGCCCAGUAACGACCGACCUUUUAUAUAGGCCCUAAUUUCAAGCACAUUUAUAGCUCUUCUACCAGUCAUUUCAUGUAUAGUGUAAUGAAUACGCUAUAAAGCAAUGUACACUGUAUCAAUGUUAGUGGAAUUGUGAGCGAGAUUUUCACCUGUGUAAUGUUUCAGUAAUUAUUCUAUCGUCCCGUUGUGGUUUAGAGUACAUAGCGCACGAUAUUCACGAAAUAAUGCACAAAUGACAAUAUUAUUGGAACACCCCUCGUAAUUGUUAACAAUUACUUCAUUGCACUAUUCAUUGAGUAGAUAUUGGUGGUUAUGUUAAUAUUGGAUAUUUUGCAAUCAUGUUUCCUAACCAAGACAUAAUAUUUUAAUGUAAGAAUAAAUCAUAUAUUGCCUUGAGAAUGAAAUAUCUAUAUCAUCAUACUAUUUGUAUUUGUUAAACAUUUAAUGUGUCAUUUAUAGAUGUAGAGUGUUUCGAUAAAUAUACAGAUUUAUCAUGUUAACGUGUAUCAACAUUUACUAUGGCAUAUAGAAUAUGGAAAUAACAACCUAGGUUGAUUUUUUUGUUCAAAAAGCGAUAAUCUACUGAGGUUCUGAGAUUCCAAACCAAGGAUUAGAUGCCUAUUUCUUUUGUUAUUGAUGUGUCAUUGCUGAACUUGGGCGCACUCAGUGAAAGGGCUUUUUUAAUUCAAAAUUAUCUGUCUGACAGUCGAGAAAGGAUUAAUCCACCUUUUUUUACAACUUAGGUCUAUUGUAAAGAGAUUUUUAAGACGACUCGUAUGUUUCAUAUGUUUGUCACGUUAAAGUCGUUAUAAAAUAGAAGAUGAAAUAGCAAGCUGUGUAAGAUGUUGUGUAUAGCACAUGUUACAAAGUGUUUUAGGAUUUGUCUAGUUGCUGCCUACGAUUCCGAAGUAUUUCCCCGUAGACUUUGCUGCGAAAUGUAAUGUGAAAAUAGUUUUGAACUGUCUUAAAGUGUCGUUUUGUUUCUGCAAAUGAGCAUUGUACGGAUACACAUUUCAAAAUAAUUUCAUAAGCCAUAUGAUACGAAAUCCAAACAUAUAUAUUAUAUACAUGUAACAAAAUCGCGUAAAUAAAGUGUGAUUUAGUCUGUUGAUCUAGAAUUAAGUGUUUAGUUAUUUAUUGUGCUUUGUAUCUACAUUUGAUUGUAUAUCUAUACACAUAUAAUGUAGUUGUUUUAAUCAAAUACAUUAUAAUUGGUGUUGGUAGAUUUCGAUGAAAGAUACUGAAACCAAAUAUAAAAUAAUUGACUAACAAGUUAAUUAUUUGUGUACAAAUAAAAUAUGCAUUUUCACAGUGAUUGUUAAAUUUGAAUUAUAAAUAGUUUUUACUAAAUACUGAUCGAUGUUACAGAGCAAUUGAAGUUCAUACUUUUAUUAUUAUGUUAUGUGCAUGUGUUUGUCAGCGACGCUACCAAAGUGCUUAUCGCAAUUUACAAAUUUGUGUUUUUCUAUACAUGGCAUAUGUA